Messenger RNA from Fusarium subglutinans, 1587 nucleotides. RefSeq names its product trichothecene 3-o-acetyltransferase. Lineage: Eukaryota; Fungi; Ascomycota; Sordariomycetes; Hypocreales; Nectriaceae. The record is from RefSeq and is a predicted model, not a curated record. The transcript has a single exon. Bases 1 to 1587 code for a protein of 528 amino acids.
AUGGAGAUAACAAUGAAUCAGCAACUGCUGGAUACCUCCUGGGUCGAACCAACAGGCCCAGUGAGCCCUGCUCUUAUCAAACUAUCUGCUAUGGAUAGUUUGACAGCACCUGUUUACCCUUCCCCAACACUAUUCUUCCCCCUCAAGCCGGGCGUAAGCCCCUUGGACCUUUAUAACGAUUGCAAACGUGGUCUCGCGCGUUACUUGUAUCAGCACCCUCAUCUCUGCGGGAAAAUUGUCAAAGAUGCCACAGGCAGAAAUUCGAUUGAAAUCGCUCCGGCACCUUAUGCCGGCGCCAACCUUGGAUACUACGACCAUCGGAAUGAGAAGGAAAUGCCGUCGUAUGACGAGUUCAGAAGUUUUGGCUUCCCGUUUGCCGAUGGCAAUAAAGACGGGCUAAGCAAACUUUGCCCUGAGAAUUUUCCAAGCGUCCAAACUGGUGACCCUGUUCUCAUCACCCGAUUCAAUGUUAUCAGAGGUGGGAUCGUUCUAACAGUCUCUAUCGCCCACGCAGUAUGCGAUCUGGUUCAAUUCAUCGACUGUAUCAAGUCCUGGGCUACCCAUACGCAAGUUGUUUCCAAUGCUCGGAUGAGAAAUGAGCCAGAGCCUCCACUGCCGAAGCAAGUGGCGCCACAUCUGGUUGAUCGGUCGCCAAUGAAGGCGAGCGCACAGAUCGAACAUGAUCUUGAUAAAGUGGCGGCUCGGGCAGCAAAUCUUCCGCAUUGGACAAUGCUAGAUCCUCGGAACCCGGAGAGUAUGGCUUCGACAUUGGAAAAUCUCUUUACAAGGGCGCGUCUGACAGAUUAUGAUCUCGCGUCUUCUGAUGAAGCUACACUCCGCCAGCCAUCAGCUAGUGUAUGGACGUUCCCCAAAUCGUCAAUGCAGAUUCUUGAUUUCAUGGCUAAGAAAGGGUCAACCGGAAAGACAAGGCUGUCGGCAAUUGAUUGCUUAACUGCAUUUACCUGGCAGCGUUUCUUCGAAGCAAAAUGGGCCCCCGAUCAGUCUGGUCCAGAAACUGUGCCUGAAGCGACACGUAUCGUUUACGUGGGGAGUGUUCGGCCUCGUCUUACACCUCCAUUACCUCUCAACUACCUGCCAACAUGUGUGGAUCUAUUCCCAGUCACCGCAACAACCAAGGGAUUUCAUGCCUGUUCCCCUCGAUCUGUAGCCAAGGUAGCUACCAAGAUUCGCAAUAGUAACGAUAACUGGAGUGAGAAAACCUUCCGCGAGAUGUUGGAAGUGGCACAGAUGCAUCCAUUUAGCCCUGGUAUAGUCCCAAAUGGCCCCUUAGACGCUCUUACAACGGAUCACACGCGUCUUGGUGCAGCUGCAGCCGAGGAUUGGGGUGCUCUUGGUAGAUGCGAGGCGUAUCGUGAGCCGUAUAUUGGCCGAACACCUCCUCUAGGCGAGAUUACCUUCCUCCCGCGUUGGCAUAAUGGGGAAAUAAGCGUCAUGUUCGCCGGCGAAGCGAUUGUGAUGGAAAGGAUGAGAGAUAAUGAGAAGAUGAAUGCUGCUGCUUCUUGCCAGUUUGUGAUGCAUGACUUCCCCAGGAAUGUCAAAAAGGUAAAGCGGCCUUCCAAGUUGUAG